Molecule: messenger RNA, 1734 nt
Organism: Penicillium manginii
Lineage: Eukaryota; Fungi; Ascomycota; Eurotiomycetes; Eurotiales; Aspergillaceae
Product: tetratricopeptide repeat protein
Exons: 2
Coding region: 1-1734 (577 amino acids)
Cellular component (GO): intracellular anatomical structure
Molecular function (GO): protein binding
Source: RefSeq, a predicted model, not a curated record
AUGACUCAAGAAAAAGUGUCCCCUAUCCCGGCCAGCGCCGACUACUAUGACCUGGGCUCUUUCGGCCAUACAGUGACCACCACCAGCUCCGAUGCCCAGACCUGGUUCAACCGAGGGUUGACCUGGGUCUAUUCAUUCAAUCAUGUGGAAGGGGCCUUUUGUUUCGAACAAGCCAUUGCUCAUGACCCUUCAUGUGCAAUGGCAUACUGGGGCGUCGCCUACGCUGUGGGCUGCAAUUACAAUAAGGCGUGGGAGAGGUUCGACAAAAAUGAUCUCCACAGAUCCGUCCAAAGGGGUUAUGAUGCGUCGCGAAAGGCCAAAGAGCAUUCGGCAAACGCAACCCCUCUCGAGCAAGGUCUUAUUGAGGCUAUGCAAUACCGCUUUUUGACCAACAAACCUGCAAGUGAUUAUCCUGCUCUUAACAAGGGCUAUGCCGGUGCUAUGAAGCUAGUCUACGAGCAGUACGGGCAUGAUCUGGAUGUUGCCACCUUAUAUGCCGAUGCCCUGAUGAACAUGACGCCCUGGGCCCUCUGGGAUCUGUUUACCGGACUGCCUAAUCCAAAAGCCGCCACACUUGAAGCGCAAACCGUGUUAGAGCGCGCAUUGGCACAAGAGGAAGAUGGCGCAGACCGCAACCCUGGCUUACUCCACCUUUACAUUCACUUCAUCGAAAUGUCUCCAACACCAGAAUUGGGGAUCAACGUUGCUGAUAAACUCCGUGAUCUCGUACCGGACGCAGGUCAUGUUCGGCACAUGCCCACACAUCUCGAUAUAUUGGUGGGUGACUGGCGAAGAUCUCUGGAUUCAAAUUAUAAAUCGACUCUGGCAGACGAUAAAUACUUCCGGAAAUCGGGUGGCAAGAACUUCUAUACCUUUUAUCGACUGCACGAUUAUCACUCUUUGGUUUAUGCAGCCAUGUUUGCAGGAAAGUCAAAGGCUGCCCUUGAUGCAGUGACUCGCAUGGAAUCAACAGUGCCCGAGGAGGUUCUUCGCAUCGAAUCGCCCCCUAUGAUCGACUGGCUGGAGCAAUUCUUAGGUCUUCGUUGGCAUGUCAUGGUACGGUUCGGCAUGUGGGAGGAACUGAAGCAGAAAUGUCUCCCCCAUGAUAAAGAGCUUUAUGCAGGCACAACGGCCACUGCUCAUUAUGCUAAGGGUCUCGCAUAUGCAGCCACUGGUGAUGUCGCCUCGGCUCGACAGGAGCAGGAGCUCUUUUUCAAGGCUUGGGCGUUAGUUCCCGAAAGCCGCCGCGCCUAUAAUGGCAAAAUAGUCGAUGUGCUCAAGGUCGCUGCUGCAAUGCUCGAAGGUGAAAUUGAAUAUCGUUGCCAAAAUUAUGACAAGGCCUUUGAGUCCCUUCGCCGUGCGAUCGAUAUUGAGGAUAAGCUGCCAUAUAGUGAGCCUUGGUCAUGGAUGCAGCCUGUUCGCCACGCCUAUGCUGCGUUACUGAUGGAGCAAGGUGAUCUGGAAGAAGCGGCAAAAACCUAUCGUGCCGAUCUCGGAUUCGACAAAUCAGUUAUUCGACCUCGUCGCCAUCCAAACAAUGUUUGGUCACUUCAAGGAUAUCACGAAUGUCUUGUUCGCUUGGGCAAUACAGAACAGGCUAUUAUGCUCGAGCAUUCAACAAAGUUAGCUCUGGCAGUAGCAGACGUUCCGAUCAAGUCAUCAUGCUUCUGUAGGUUGGAUACUACACAAGCGCCCAAGGUUCUCAACAGGGCCUCCUCCGACAAGUGCUGCUAA